Hevea brasiliensis (rubber tree) is the source of this 2612-nucleotide messenger RNA. RefSeq lists its product as uncharacterized. The transcript is spliced from 12 exons. Bases 141 to 1886 code for a protein of 581 amino acids. Gene Ontology annotation, biological process: recombinational repair. The record is from RefSeq and is a predicted model, not a curated record. Lineage: Eukaryota; Viridiplantae; Streptophyta; Magnoliopsida; Malpighiales; Euphorbiaceae. Gene Ontology annotation, molecular function: ATP binding; ATP-dependent DNA damage sensor activity; damaged DNA binding.
CUUCGUCCGGACAGAUAAACGAUUAUUUUCAUUUUGAACUUGGCGGGUUUCCUCAAAACCCUAAACCCCUGCACCUCCUGCAACACCUUUUUUUUCUUUUUUUUUUUUUUUUCAGAUUAGGGUUUUACUACAUCCCUCUCAUGCAAAUCCUUGACAUGAAAGCCGUAAGGUCAUGCUGCACACACAAACACUUUUUCUUCUUAAACCCCACAAGAACCCUCAGGCCUUUCUCCCUGCAUCACCGUCAAUUCCAUCCCACCUCCCAUCGUUUCUGCGCCGGAGAGUCCGCUCUUGGUUCCCACUCCUCCAUAACCGACUCUGAUUCUGGCGAGACAAGGAACGGUAAUGGUACUGAGAGUGCCCGUCAAGUUUGGAGUAUUUAUGGUUCAGUCUCGUCGAGCAUAAAUAAGGGCGAUGAGCAAGAAUUCAAGCCUGGAUUGUCAAAUUUCUCAACGGAAUUUGUGGGUACCGAUGUAGAGAGGACUUAUGGGUGCGCGAGAAAGGGAAAUUUGAGUGAAGGGGACAGUGUUCAUUUGGACUUGGAGAGUUCUGACGAAGAAAUAAACAAUUUAUCGAAGGAAAACAUUUAUAGCGGUUUGAAGACAGAGAAAUUGAGUGAUAGAGACAAAAUCCGGAUGGGGUUAGUGCAUUAUAGUCAUGAAAAUGAGGAUUUUCUGAACGAAAAGAGGUAUGGGGGUUUGAAGAAGACCGAUUUGCUCAAGGAAGUGGGAGCUGGGAAGAUAGUUGGGAGUAGAAAGAAGGGAAAGAGUAAAAUUAUUUAUGUUUGCGAGAAUUGUGGGUAUGAAGAUGGGCAAUGGUGGGGAAUCUGUCGAGAAUGUCGCCUGGCAGGAACAAUGAAGCAGUUUAUAGAAAGGGAUGUUGGGAGUGCGGGUAAAGUAAGUGGGAUGGGGGUUUCUGAAAAUGCAGUGCGGUCUUGGCUACCACAGAAAGUUGGUGACGCACAACCGUUGAAGUUGAAAGAUGUGAACCAGAAGAUGGAUCAGUUGAAUUGGAGGAUUCCUUUGCCUGGACUCUUUGGAAGUGAAGUUGCUAGGGUACUUGGUGGUGGUCUUGUUCCAGGUUCUUUGAUUUUGGUUGGUGGUGAUCCUGGUGUUGGCAAGAGCACCCUGUUAUUGCAGAUUGCUGCAAUAAUUGCUGAAGGACAAGACAUAGGCAAACAAACUCCAGUUGUGUAUGUCUCUGGAGAAGAGAGUAUUGAGCAAAUUGUUAACAGGGCCGACCGCAUAAGGAUUGGAGUGGAAGAAAUAUUUUUGUAUUCAAGUACUGAUAUUGAGGACAUAUUAGGGAAAAUUCAGCCUCUAUUCCCCCGUGCUCUAAUUAUUGAUUCAAUUCAAACAGUUUAUAUACAAGGAGUCACUGGAAGUGCUGGAGGAUUGUCUCAGGUUAAGGAAUGCACAUCAGCUUUGCUGCGUUUUGCCAAGAAGACAAAAAUACCAGUUCUUUUGAUUGGACAUGUGACCAAAUCUGGAGAUAUAGCAGGGCCUCGGGUCUUGGAGCACAUCGUUGAUGUUGUUUUAUAUUUGGAAGGUGAGAAGCAUUCAACUCAUCGCUUACUUCGGCCUGUGAAGAAUCGCUUUGGAUCUACUGAUGAGCUUGGAGUAUUUGAAAUGUCACAAUCAGGUCUGCAAGCUGUUUCAAAUCCAAGUGAGAUAUUCUUAAGUGAGCAGUACUUGGGUUCAGAGAUUUUAGUUGGGCUAGCUGUUGCAGUAAUAAUGGAUGGAUCUCGAAGUUUCCUUCUUGAAAUUCAGGCUUUAUGUGCCACUGGUUCAUCAGUUUCAAGGCAUGUUAAUGGGGUACAAGCUAGCAGAGCUGACAUGAUUAUAUCAGUGAGUGAUUUAAGGUUCUUAAGAAGCAAGCUGGUUUAAUGCUCCAAGAGAACGUAAGUCAAUAUCUACAUUCUACAUAUCCUUCUCUUUGGAAAUAUUUUGUGUGUGUUGGUUUUCUAUUUGCCUGUUCUAAAAGAUACUUGUAAGGCUUGAAUUUGGUUUUCCUUUUUCCUGUGUUUAAUUUUCUUCAAGCUUUAAAGUUUUGAAACAGGGAUGACAUAAAGAUUGGCAUCAUUGCCUUUUUUCUUAAAGAUGGAAAUAGAAAAUUAUGGAAAUAUACAGAAAUGUAGAAUGCAUUGUACUAGUUGCUGUACAAGGCAAUUUGUAGUGUCUUUUUCUUUCAUCAUCUUCUUCCAGUUUAUGGUACUGUCAAUGAAUUUACGAAUAUGUGUGAAGGAAGUGAGUAAUGUGAAGAAGAAGAGCAGAAUCACAGGCAAAAUUUCAAGUUUAGACUGAAAUAUGCAUAGUAUAUAAUUUUGUUUAAGAACUUAUGAUAGAAUGCACUUGCACAAUGCUACAAUAUUAACUUUCUGUCUCAUUUUUUUUGCGUGGUAGAAAAAUGGUUUUAAGUGAAGUAUGUUGGAAUGGUUGUGAUUUUAUGUUUUGUUUGCAUCAAUUUUAGCAAUAUUGAAGAUAUUUUAGUUAAAAAUCAUUGUGAUUAACUAUUUUUAUUCCUUUUUUGCAUUAGAGUAUCUUUUUAAAUGUUGUUAGUGGAGUGACAUUGACUGAGACUGCUGGAGAUCUUGCAAUAGCAGCUGCAAUUUG